Molecule: messenger RNA, 2497 nt
Organism: Leptinotarsa decemlineata (Colorado potato beetle)
Lineage: Eukaryota; Metazoa; Arthropoda; Insecta; Coleoptera; Chrysomelidae
Gene: Gdh
Product: glutamate dehydrogenase, mitochondrial
Biological process (GO): L-glutamate catabolic process
Cellular component (GO): mitochondrion
Molecular function (GO): L-glutamate dehydrogenase (NAD+) activity
Source: RefSeq, a predicted model, not a curated record
UUUCGCACUCCUCUGCUGUCAGCUGACAGCUUGUGAAGUUAUUAGUAGAAAAAUUCUUGGGAUGCACUUUUAAUUUUAGUCGGAAUAGUGUUCGGUAGUGUGCGGUGUUUAGCCGGUGAUACGAGGACAAAUUACGUAAGAUACCAUUCCCAAGCUGCUGUCGCAGUGAAUUUUCCUUUUUUAAUACCCGAAUCGACCGACCAAAAUGCUGAAUUCAAAGAUUUUGUCCAAACUAAGCCCAAUGAAGUCGCGGAGUACGGAAAUCGGCACUCUUUUAAAGGCCGCAGCAUGCAGCCAGAUACAGGGCCGGACUUACGCGGAGCACGUUAUUCCCGACAGACUUAAAGAUAUGCCCAACAAUCCCAAUCCGAGAUUUUUCGACAUGGUCGAGUACUUUUUCCACAAGGCUUGCAUACUCGUAGAAGAUAAGCUCGUCGAGGAUUUGGGGAAGGUGAAGGGCUCCAGGCUGACGAUGGAUCAGCGAAAAGCCAAAGUAAAGGGUAUUUUGACUCACAUGGAACAGUGUGAUCAUGUAAUUGAAGUCGCGUUCCCUAUUAAGAGGGACAAUGGGCAAUACGAAAUCAUAAAAGGGUACCGGGCGCAACAUAGUACUCACAGGACACCUUGCAAAGGAGGGAUGCGUUUCUCCAUGGAUGUUUCCAGAGACGAAGUUAAGGCCUUGGCUGCCUUGAUGACUUUCAAAUGCGCAUGCGUGGAUGUUCCAUUCGGUGGUGCCAAGGCCGGAGUCAAGAUCGACCACAAGAAGUAUUCUGAACAUGAACUCGAGAAGAUCACCAGGAGGUUCACCUUGGAACUGGUGAAGAAAGGGUUCAUCGGACCCAGCAUCGACGUCCCCGCCCCCGACAUGGGAACGGGAGAGAGGGAAAUGUCUUGGCUGGCGGACACCUACGCCAAAACAAUCGGUUACCAAGACAUCAACAGCCACGCUUGCGUCACCGGUAAACCCAUCAACCAAGGCGGUAUUCACGGCAGAGUAUCUGCUACCGGUAGAGGUGUAUUCCACGGUAUCGAGAAUUUCAUCAACGAAGAAAAUUACAUGCAGAUGUGCGGUUUGACGACCGGUUGGAAAAACAAGACCGUCAUCAUCCAAGGUUUUGGAAACGUGGGUCUGCACACCAUGAGGUACCUCCACCGAGCAGGAGCUAAAAUCAUCGGAAUCAUGGAGUUUGACGGGUCCAUUUUCAAUGAAAACGGUAUCGAUCCCAAGGAUCUUGAAGACUACAGAGUGACCAACGGCUCUAUCGUGGGCUUCCCCGGAGCCAAAGCCUACGACGGUAAUUUGUUGUACCACGAAUGUGACAUACUCGUCCCGGCUGCUACAGAAAAAGUAAUUACCAAGGAUAACGCCGAUAAAGUGAAAGCGAAGAUUAUUGCAGAAGCCGCCAAUGGACCACUCACCCCUGCUGCGGAUCAAAUCCUACUCAAGAAGAACGUCCUCGUCAUUCCUGACCUCUACGUCAACGCCGGUGGUGUGACUGUAUCCUUCUUCGAAUGGUUGAAGAACAUCAACCACGUGUCUUACGGUAGAUUGACCUUCAAAUACGAAAGAGAUUCGAAUCAGCACUUGUUGCAAUCUGUACAAGAAUCUUUAGAAAGGAAAUUCAGUGACGUAGGUAAAAUUCCAAUUGUCGCCUCUGUAUCUUUCCAAAAGAGAAUUGCUGGUGCUUCUGAAAAAGAUAUCGUACACUCCGGGCUCAGCUUCACCAUGGAGAGGUCUGCAAAGGCGAUCAAGGAAACGGCUGAAAAAUAUAAUUUGGGUCUGGAUCUGAGGUCAGCUGCCUACGUCAACUCUGUUCAAAAGAUAUUCCUUACCAUCAGCGAUGCCGGGUUUGCCUAUUGAGAUGUAUUAUUGGAUAAGGGACUUUUUUAUCUUACCAACGGUUGUCAGACAUGAGUGAAGAACGAUAAUAAUAAUGGGAACCACAAUGAUUUGUUUAGGAAUGCACGAUUUAUAUAAUUUUUAGGCUAGCGAGUAGAGGAUUGACUUGAGUUCACUUGGAAUUUUUGAUCUGGAGUAAUCUUCAAGAACGGAUUGUUUUGGUCUUUCUUUGAUUUAAAGAAUGCACCUAUUAUUUAUUUGAGUAAUGUACUAAUACGAUUUCUGGUAGAUCACUUCCAAUAUUGAUGGGAUAUAUUUGUCAAAUCAAAGAUUGGAAAUAUAUCCUUGAUCUUACAUAAUCAAAUAUUCAAAGCUUCAAAAGAGCUUGUAGGAUUUCAUUAAAACCACCCGAAGAUUAACUUAAGAGGCAAUUUGUGUAUUUAUCCUUAUAGAUAUAUUCAUCAAAAAAAACUUCACUUGUGUCUGACUCAGGUUCGAUUAAUUUUGUUCUUUAAUUUUUAUAAUCCAGCUUCAAUUAAUCUCACAUUCCUCUUCAACUCAGUGACCAGUUUAAGUUUUCAGCAUUCCAUUAUCAACUCUGUUAUUUAUUUAUCGAUUCCUUGUUUUAUGAAAGCAUUUAAUAAAUUGUGUGAGAUA